AUGUGUCAAGCUGGAAGAGCUACCAUGGUCAAAGCAGUACUUAAUGCUGUCCCCAUGUAUCAAAUGAGCACUUACAAGAUUCCCAAGACCUUAAUCAACAAAACUUAUUACUCCAAAUUCUUCAAACUGGAAUGUCAGUCUUCUCCAAAUUCUUUUGAAACUGAAGUGGUUGAGAAGAUUUCAAGAAUGCAUAUCAACAUUUCUGAAGAAGAUAUUGUGAGAUGGAAGCCAACAAGAGAUGGUAAUUUUACAGUGAAAAGUGCCUACAACAAGUUGGUGGAAACCAGAUUCCAACAACAAGAAGUUAGUAUGACGGUUCCUAAAGAAGUUCGGAAGGAACUUUGGAAAAUGAAGGUUCCUCACAGGGUCAAACUUUUCAUAUGGAAGUGCUUGCAAGAUAUAGUGCAAACCAAAGUUAAAAUUAUCCGUUACAACAACAGCUCAGAUCCUAUUUGCAAGAUAUGUAAUCAGCAAAACGAAUCUCUCUUUCAUCUCCUUUGGGUCUGCACAUAUGCAAGAGUAGUUUGGAGAUAUCUCAAUGUUAAUGUGGAUAGAGUUGCUGACAGUUGUAACAACAUAAAAGAUUGGGUUAUGUCUUGGUUCAGUAAUCAGCAAGGAUUUGGCAUUGUUGAGUAUAACACCUGGAAAAUAACACUGAUGGUUGGCUGUUGGAUAAUCUGGAAAGAGAGAUGCGAAACUGUUUUCCAGAAUAAAUCACUUAAUCCAAUUUCGACAGUCUCGAGAAUUCAGUUUUAUCUGCAUAAUUUUUUGCAUGCAGCGAGAGAUGUUUCACCAGAACUACCUCAGUCUCUUCCUGUAUCACUAUUAUCAGUAGAUAUUCCUACUAUAUAUGUUGAUGCUUCAUAUGAUCACCUUACUAACAAUUCUGGCACCGAAAUGGUGAUUUUCUCUUGUGCAGGAACAUGUGUUGGUGUCAAAGGAUCAUACGCAGACGGAGUAAUAGAUGCGGAAGCUGCAGAAUGCAUGGCUAUUCGUGAAGUCUUAAGCUGGAUGGAAGCUUAG
Molecule: messenger RNA, 1023 nt
Organism: Papaver somniferum (opium poppy)
Lineage: Eukaryota; Viridiplantae; Streptophyta; Magnoliopsida; Ranunculales; Papaveraceae
Exons: 2
Coding region: 1-1023 (340 amino acids)
Source: RefSeq, a predicted model, not a curated record